AUGGGUGGCAGAGAAAGCAAGCCCGAACCUCCCAAGCCUGCUCCAAACCUGCAGGAUGCUGCAACCAACUUGGAACAGAAAAUCGAAGAGCUGGGAGCCAAAAUUCAAAAGGCUGACGAGGAGGCACGACAGUGGGUGGCUAAGCAAAGCACCGAUGCAACUGCCAAGGCCCGUGCCAUGCAAGCCUUGAAGCGCAAGAAGCUGUACGAGCAGCAGCGAGAUCAGUUGGUUGACACCCAGUUCAAUGUGGAAAAUCUUGCUUUCCAGCAAGAGCAGGCUGAGAUCACUGCGGGAACUGUAGCGGCCAUGAAGAAGGCAACGGACCAGCUCAAGAACCAAACGCAGAAAAUAGGAGUGGAUCAAGUUGAUAAGCUGACAGAUGAGAUGGCAGACAUCGCAGCUGAAAUGAAGGACAUCCAGUCGGCACUAGCUGCACCUUCGGCAGUGGGCUCCGCGGCAGAGGAUGAAGCUGAGAAGGAACUGGAGGCCCGGAGCAUCCGGGAGCCCAGCAGAAUCCAGAAAAACAACCGGGCUUGCUCUGAUGAAAAGUCACGGCCUGAAGGUGUUCGCGUUCGCGGCGAUGAUCUUGUUCGUGCGCGAUUUCUCAUGCAGCAGUCAAGUUUCCUGCUGUUCCUUCUAGCAGACAAGAGGUCUGGAAGUGUUGCAGUUGAUGCAGUGAACGCCUUGGCCACGAGCCUUGCGCAAGAUGAAGCGCGGGCCCAUCAUUUGCAAGAUCGGAUGGCGUUGACAGCCGCAAAAUGCCACAAAUGUCAGCAGGCUGCGGGUGACAUCGGCCUCAUUGUCUCUUGCGGUAGCUCUUGUCUCAGUGAUGUCAGACUUCGAUUUGAGAGGCAUCACAUGGCGUUCAUUCAGUGUGCUCGGAAUGGGUUCACAAAGACGAGAGGCCCAGUGGUCCUGACUGAGCCAGUGGACCUGCGGGCGCACAUUGCCAAAACGCUCGUUUCUCAGGGUCCAGCCGUUGGCGUUUGUGGUAGCAACUUGAGAAGCCUUCUUGCAAGCAUCCAGAACAGAGAUGCUGUAUCUGUUGAAGAAGAGCCAGAGCCCGAAGAAUCUGAGUCAUUGCCACGUUCGAAUUGUGUGCAGACAGCCCGUCGGACAUGCAGAGCCAACCUUGAGAUGCCAGUACUGCCUAUGCCUAUGACGGCGGCAAUGCUUCAGUUUCCUGAUGCGCCUGUGGUCGGUGUGUGCUUUGGGAUGCAGCUCCUGGCUCUGCUCUACGGUGGCAAGCUCUCGGAGCAGCGAGGAAGUGCCCACAGAGGGGAGUGGACAGAGGUGAGACGUUCGCCGAUGAAGUCUCGACUGUUGGAUGGCCUCCCUUCGAAGUUCCCUCAAUGGGCAUCAAACUUCAUCUUUGUGGAUGAGCCUCCCCUAGACUUCACUGUGACAGCCGUAGACUCUGCCAACAGGGUGAUGGCAAUGGAGCAUGUGGACGAUCACGUCUACGGGAUCCAAUGGCAUCCGGAGGUCAUCAACAGCAAGGUCGGGCGGAAGAUUGUUGAUCGUAUCUUCUCUUUGGCCGGCAAGUGCCGUGCCGGUCGUCGAGGUAUCUGUGAUCCUCCAGCAGAGGGUUUGAAAGCUGAGCCUUCAAUCAGAGGUUCGCAAGCUCCACCAGAUGUGGAGGUCUUUAGUUGGCAUGAAGUGGACCUGGAGUUGCGGAAGCUCGUCAAGGAGCUCAUCCUAAGCAGUGGUGGCGGCAGAGCUGCUGCUGAUCUGGGACAGUUGCUCGCAGGUCGACGGCGUGAGCUGAUGUCAACUCUGCGUGGCUCGCAUGCAGCACCCCGCUUCGGGGCCGAUGGCGAUGGCAGCCUCUCGGAGGCGCUCGGUGCUGCCAGCGCAUCUCUGCGAGAGGUGGCAGAAGCCUGGCUGCUCAACCCAGCUCCGGCAGGCUAG
Messenger RNA from Symbiodinium natans, 1911 nucleotides. NCBI's taxonomy places the organism in Eukaryota, Dinophyceae, Suessiales, Symbiodiniaceae. The record is from the annotation of a GenBank genome assembly.